AUGGCCGCCAAUGGAAAGGUUGCCGAUGGAAAGGUCGCCAAUGGAAAGGUCGCCGAUGGAAAGGCCUCCAAUGGAAGGGUCGCCAACGGAAAGGCCUCCAAUGGAAAUGUCUCUGUGGAGAGCUCCAAGGGUCCAUGGGCCGAGUGCGCUGCUUGCAGCGCUCAAGGGCCGCGACCCCAAAACGAGGACGUCCAUGUGAUGCUCUGCAGUGGUCUACCUGAGGGUCCAGCUCCCAAUAUCAAAGCCGCCGGCCUGCCGGGCUUGUUUGAUGACCUCCCAGAGAUGGUCAGUGGACCAUCCUUACCUGAAAAGGUGUCGGAUCACAGCGAACGAUGUCCUGAGUGUUUGUUCGCUGUCUUUGAUGGCCACGGUGGGGCCUCCGCGGCCAGAGCCUGUGCAGAACGGUUUCCAACCGAAAUCCGGGAGGAACUAGAUGCCGCUGGCCGCGACUCAGCAGAGUCCAGACGUGUAGCAGUGCAGGGGACGUACUUGGCCUUAGACCGGCAUUUGAGAAUCAAACUUGGACCCGCAGCCAGAGAGUGUGGGACCACCUGCGUGUUUGCCUAUGCCUGGAAGCAAGAGGAGAACCCUGCCAAAAUUGGUGUUCUUCUCGCGAACUUGGGUGAUUCGCGUGCUUUGGUUCUGAAAUCCAACGGCAAGGGCUUCGAGGUUGCAGGAGAGACGAAGGACCAUACCCCCAAUGCGCCCGAAGAAGAGAAGCGCAUCAAAGCCGCGGGCGGGAAGGUGGAAGUCUUUCCGGGAAGUCGGGUUCCAGUGCUCAGAGUAGAUGGUUUCCUUGGUUGUUCCAGAGCCUUGGGAGACUUCCGAUUCAAGGAGGAUGCUGCAUUGCUGCCCGAACAGCAGAAGGUCUCAGCCGUGCCAGAGGUCUAUGAAUUUGAGUGUGAAAGUGGAGAUGCAAUCGUAUUGGCUUGCGAUGGAGUUUUCGAUGUGCUCAGCAGCAGCAAGGUGGCGAUGCUGGUGAGUGCGGAGGUCUCUUCCAGCGAAGCAGCAGAGGCAGCGGCCAAAUCCAUUGUGAAAGCGGCCUUGGAUGAUCCAAGGCAGCAAGACAAUGUGACCUGCGUGGUGGCGCUACUGAAGACUGGGCUCUCCUUUGAAGAUGUUUGUCCGCUGGACGGAAAGCAUGUGCCGCGAAUUGCGGUGCUCCCUGGAAACGAGCUGUUGCUCCUGAUUCAGGAAAGUGUUGGUCUUGUCUACAACCUCAGCACACGGCAGCCGUCUCAGAAGAACACCAUCACAUGGCCGAGGUACCUCAUGAAGUUUACGAUGCACUUUCCGUGCCCAUGUACUAGUGGCAUUGUCCUCCAUGCCGAGGCAGACUUCGGCGGCACCGAUGGCGCUUCCUUUUGGGUGGAACGCAGGAAAUCCGAGGAUGGACAAGCCAUCAAAAGGUACUUGCUCUCGGGUGAAGGAUUAGACUCCAGGCCCAUCGUGACGCGCCAGUAUGAAGACACGGACUCCGACAGCAAAGAGGAGAUCGAAGUCUUGAUGCAAGGUUACAAUGGCGUGAUUAUGGUUCAAAAUCGCAAAGUGCAGUUGAAGUUUAAAUGCAGGCGCAACAAAGGCUCCAUUGCAUUCUACAACUCCACUCAGAGCGACCGGGACGAUGUCCAUUUUUCGGAUGUCAGGAUCACUGCCAUCCAACGAGGGCCCAUGGAGAUUGGUGGUUGGCUCGGGCAGCGUGAGCGACAAUUGCUUGGUCGUGAUAGAGAGGAUCCCACCACGACGGUCCAAGAUGAGGACCAUGUUGGCCUCAGAGCCGAUGAAGAUCCUGGCGGGAGUACUCAAGUACUACAAAGAUCGCACAAGGCGUCGACUUUGCUCCGCCCAAGCAAUUCCACCUUCAAGAAGAGUCGCCCGCAAGGGCUGCAGAGCAACGUGCUCCAAAGGAGUGCGUCAGAUGUGGUCUUGCCGAAAUCCAACCCAUCCACAAAGAUGGGCUUUAAGGGAUCUGGUCAAGCCAGAGGAAGGUGGGUGGCCAUUGCCAAGAAUGCGCCGGCCAGCGAGAAGCAACUCAUUCGGGAUGCCAUGCCCAAGCUUCAGCCUUCCAAGGAGUCCUGUCAGGAUUUCAUCGCAAUGCCACUAUGA
Molecule: messenger RNA, 2106 nt
Organism: Cladocopium goreaui
Lineage: Eukaryota; Dinophyceae; Suessiales; Symbiodiniaceae
Source: the annotation of a GenBank genome assembly